Molecule: messenger RNA, 1446 nt
Organism: Corylus avellana
Lineage: Eukaryota; Viridiplantae; Streptophyta; Magnoliopsida; Fagales; Betulaceae
Source: RefSeq, a predicted model, not a curated record
AUGGCAGAUGAAUUGGAAGAUCUGUGUGGAAGGAUUUCUCUUACUGAUGGAGAGAAAAUUGGAAUACAGGUGGAGGAGGGAGAGAUAGCAGCGGAAAGGGAAGCGGGAGGUAAAUGCCUGAUUGGUAAGGUGUGGACAGAAAAGAGUAUUAAUAAGGAGGCAUUCCGAUCAGUACUCUCAACCGUUUGGCGUACUGCAGGAGGUGUAAAGUUCAAAGAAUUGCGAGAGACUAUAUGGUUGUUCGAGUUCACGGAUGAAGGUGAUAAACGGAGGGUGUUGGAAGGACGGCCAUGGUCGUUUGACGGGCAGAUUUUAGUUUUGAAUGAGUUUGAUGGCAGCACUCCACCAUCUCAAUUGGAGUUCAACCAAUCUCCAUUUUGGAUUCAAGUACAUGAUAUGCCUCUUCUCUGUAUGAACAAGAGUAUAGGCACUAAGAUAGGGAGUUCUCUGGGAAAACUUGAGGAUGUUGAUGUAGCAGGUGAUGGAAUGGGGUGGGGAAGCUGUUUGAGAUUACGGGUAACCAUUGACAUUACAAAGCCCCUUGAUCGUGGUAGAGCUCUCAGGCUGAAUGGGAAAUCAAACUGGGUAGAAUUCAAAUAUGAGAAACUGCCCAUGUUUUGUCUCCGGUGUGGGCGGAUAGUUCAUGGCCCGAGAGGAUGCCCAGUCCCUCCUCCGGCCAAUCGUAGUGCGGCAAAGGAGUCCAACAAAUGGGGGGUAGGACUUAGAGCCGUGGACCAGCGUAGACGAGGAUCAAGAGGAAGAUACCCGUUCAGGGAGAAGCCGGACAGAAACCCUCCAUCGGAGUCUGACGAAACGGAUGGCGGCAGAAACCCAGGGGAGCGCUAUCCUAAUAUGGAAACUUCUGGAUUUUCCGGAAACCUUACUAAGGGUAUUAAUUCAAAGGAGCCAGCUGGGAGCGGAGAUGACGGGAUAUGCAACACAGGAAAGGAAGGCGGCAACGAUAUAAGGAAAGACUCGAUGGCCUCUGAAUUGCAUGGAAUAUCUGCAAUAAAUACUCUAGAAAACCAAGCGGCUAGUGGGACACUGGAAACUUCUGGACCGGGUUCAAGUCUGGGCCUAGGGGGCCAGGGACAGAUGGGCCCAAACAAUGCAUUAGUGGGUGGAGACACGGAAGGUCAGGAAGUCACCAGCAUGGAGAUUCUACUGUCAGGGACUGCUGAAUAUAGAGGGGCAGAAGGGAAAAACGAGCCCACUGUUUUCAGGCCUGCACUGAAGACUUGGAAACGGAUGGCCAGAAGUAUAGCUAAUAACCCGGCAACAGUUCAGGUCACCAGUAAGACAAAAAGGGAUAGGAGUAAUUCCAUGGAUGUGCUAAAUUCAGAUUCAAGGAGAAUGGAGAAACGAAGCAAGAAAGUAAAUGUGCCCCAGAGCACGAGCAUGGUUUCAUUGGCGGAGGCUGUUCCACAGCCCCGCCAGGAGCCAUGA